Messenger RNA from Rhizophagus irregularis DAOM 181602=DAOM 197198, 1098 nucleotides. RefSeq lists its product as uncharacterized. The record is from RefSeq and is a predicted model, not a curated record. NCBI's taxonomy places the organism in Eukaryota, Fungi, Glomeromycota, Glomeromycetes, Glomerales, Glomeraceae.
AUGGGAAACACGAAUUUAAAUAACCAUAUUAUACGAGACUAUUCAACUGGAAAUAACUUCGUACCUUCAAUUAUUGACAAUAAUGAAAACUUUCAACACACUUCAAUGAUUUUAGACACCUCACAUAUUAAUAAUAUUGAUAUGACUGCUCUUGCACCUCAAAAUAUUACGUUUGAAUUUUAUCUUCCUUUACCAAAUGAUACGCGUAUUUAUCAUGUUACUUAUACCGAAUUAAAUUCAGUAGGAAUCGCGCAACUUUUGAAUGAUAGAAUUAAUUUAUCCCACAUUCUCAAUCAUCGGCUUCCAUAUCAUUAUAAUAUACAAAAUUUAAUUCGGCAAGAAAUUGUUCAAAAAUCUACCUCGCAGCAAUCUUUCGAUACUAUGGAUAUUCAACGUAAUUUUCAAGAAUAUUCGGAUAAUAAUGUUUUCGAUGUAUCUUCAAUUCUUCCUAUUCAACAACCUGUUGAUUAUCAACAAGAUGUCAUCCCACAACAAUCCUUCGAUACUAUGGAUAUUCAACGUAACUUCCAAGAAUCUUCAGAUAAUAAUGCUAACGACGUAUCUUCAAUCUCUCUUAUUCCUGUUGAUUAUAAACAAGAUACUAUCUCGCAACAACCUUUCGAUAAUAUAAAAUUUGAAUUUUAUCUUCCUUUACCAAAUGAUGUAUAUACCUAUCAUGUUACUUAUACCGAAUUAAAUUUAACAGAAAUCGCACAACUCUUAAAUAAUAGAAUUGAUUUAUCUCACAUUCCCAAUCAUAGACUUCCAUAUCAUUAUAAUGUACAACGUUUAAUUAGGCAAGAAAUUGUUCAACAAUCUAUUGGUUAUCAACAAAACACCUCCCCACAACGAUCUUUAGAUACUAUUGAUGUUCAACCGAUUUACCAAGAAUAUUUAGAGAAUACUAGUGCUUGCGUUGUAUCUUCAAUUUCUCCUAUUCUACAACCUGUUGAUUAUCAACAAGAUGCCAUCGCACAGCAAACUUUCGAUACUAUGGAUAUUCAGCCCACUAUCCAAGAAUAUUCAGAUAAUAAUGCUUACGAUACAUCUUCAGUUCCUCCAAACAGUCUUGGUGAUACCUCAACCACAUCAAAUUAA